GACAGGUUCCAACUUCCAACUCUCUUAUCGCAGCCUAUCUCAAUUCCUGUGCUGUACUGGUCCAUUGCUGCAUUUGUCCUUUUGUCAGCAUCCAGUCGGGUCGAUCCUGACUCUUCCUCUCGAUACCUGUUUGAUCCUCUGGUGUCUUGCUACUUUGCUUGUUUUACUAUUUCCUGAGCAUUACCUGGUAGUCUCUUCUCUUUCAUAACCGACAGGAACCUAACAGCUCAAUGAGCUUGCCUCACUACUAGUAGCUCUGUUAUCAUGCGCCAUCCAUCGCUGUUGUCCUGCUCGCUCCCGCUGCUCCUCCAGCUCACUCCGGGCUCGGCAUUCCCCAUCAUCGGUCAAGGGGUCUUCAUCAAUGCCUCCAGCUCCGGCGGCAGCAGGGGCGCUGUUUCCAGCGAAAGCUCCAUAUGUUCCAAAAUCGGGAUAGACACCAUUGCACUAGGGGGAACGGCCGCUGAUGCUAUGGUGGCAACAACACUAUGCGUGGGCGUCAUCGGCAUGUACCACUCCGGCAUUGGCGGAGGAGGCUUCAUGCUCGUCCGUGACAAGAAUGGCGUGUACGAGGCCAUCGACUACAGGGAGACCGCCCCUGCCGCAGCGUUCAGGGACAUGUACGAGCACAAUCCCAACGCCAGUGUAUUCGGCGGCUUGGCUGUUGGUGUUCCUGGUGAGCUCAGGGGGUUGGAGUAUCUACAUCGGAAAUACGGUAUAUUGCCAUGGAAGACGCUAGUCAUGCCUGCUGUACGCGUUGCCCGAGAUGGCUUCCGGGUCAACGAGGACCUGGUCCGGUAUAUGGAGGCUGCCAGUGCCGAUAAUAAUACCUUUCUUGUGGACGAUCCCACAUGGGCGGAGGACUUUGCUCCCAACGGCACGCUGGUCCAACUCGGGGAUACAAUCACGAGAAAGCGCUAUGCAGAUUCUCUUGAGAAGAUCGCCAACGAAGGAGUUGAUGUGUUCUACAAAGGGGGUAUCGCGAAAUCCAUGAUCGACCUCAUCCAAAAGACAAACGGAACCAUGACGCUUGAGGACCUGAAGAACUACACAGUCGAUGUGAAGCCACCGCUGAACAUCACCUACGGCGACUACAGGUUGUUCACAACCGACGCGCCGAGCAGUGGAGCUGUCAUGUUCAGCAUUCUCAAGACAAUGGAGGAGUAUCCCGUACAGGAUCUCAUCGACACCAACCUGACCACCCACCGUUUCGUCGAGGCCAUGAAGUUCGCCUAUGGGGCGCGUCUAGAGUUUGGCGACCCGGCGUUUGUCCAGAACGUCACCGAUAUUGAGGGGUGGCUGCUAAGCAACGACACGGCCCAGGACAUUCGUCACCGCAUCUUGGACAACCAAACCCAAGCGGUUGAAGCCUACGACCCCUUGUCCCUGUACAACCCCGAGAGCCACGGCACUUCCCACAUCGUCAGCGCGGACGCCUCUGGCUUGACCGUCACGUCCACGACCACGAUCAAUCUCCUCUUCGGUGCGCAGAUCAUGACCCCUGACACGGGCAUCAUCCUGAACAACGAGAUGGACGACUUCUCCCAACCCGGCCGGCGCAACGCCUUCGGCUUCGCCCCUUCGCCGUCCAACUACAUUGCCGCCGGCAAGCGGCCACUCUCCUCCAUAACCCCGAUCAUCGCCGAAUUUGCCGUCAACUGCUCCCUCUUCUUCGCAACCGGCGCAGCCGGCGGGUCGCGCAUCAUCAGCGCCACCACCCAAGUAGCGUGGCACAUACUCACGGGCAACAUGUCGAUGCACGAUGCCAUUGCCGAGCCCAGACUGCACCACCAGCUUCUGCCGGACAUGCUCAUGCUCGAGGACGGGUUCGACAACAGCACGGCGGAAAGCUUGACCGGGAAGGGUCAUGAGGUGGAGUGGAUGGCGCCGGGCACCAGUGCUGUGCAGGGCGUGAUGAGGCUGUGGGACGGGCGGUUUGAUGCGGUCGGGGAGACGAGGCAGGUCAAUAGUGGGGGUUAUAGCAUCUAAUGGCGAAGUUGAAGUCAUGGUGAGCCUGAGUUUGGGGAGAAAUCCGGGUUGAUGAUGUUACAGUUAACGCUACGUCCAUAGACAGAGGCAGCAUU
Molecule: messenger RNA, 2081 nt
Organism: Chaetomium strumarium
Lineage: Eukaryota; Fungi; Ascomycota; Sordariomycetes; Sordariales; Chaetomiaceae
Product: gamma-glutamyltranspeptidase
Exons: 9
Coding region: 265-1986 (573 amino acids)
Biological process (GO): glutathione catabolic process
Cellular component (GO): plasma membrane
Molecular function (GO): glutathione gamma-glutamate hydrolase
Source: RefSeq, a predicted model, not a curated record